AUAUCCAUUCUCUCCCUCUCUCCCUCUCUCCCUCUCUCCCACACAUACACACACAAUUUAGAUUAGCUGCGUCUUCAUCCUCCCUCCUCCUGCAAAUUUUCGGCCUCUAAAUUCGCAAAACUAUUAUAAAAUUUACAUCGUUUCCAAGUUGCUCGCCAAGAGGAUCAAAAUGGCGCUUGCUUCCACGGUAGCGACAACUCAAAAGAUGCGAUCCCUUCCUCAGGCUUGUUGCAGGAAAAAGGAGAGAGAUCGAGAUCACCAUAACUACCCUUUCAGGGUUGUCGAGAUCACGCCACCACCUAGAAACCUCGGUGUCCGACGCUUGCCCUCGAAUAUUCACUGUGGGGAAAGUGUGACCAUAGAAGGGCAACCAUAUACUGUUUCAGCUGUUAUCCAUAGGUACCAACUGCGCAGGGGAAAAUAUGAGCCAAGAGAGAGCAGGGUUGAUGUUCAAUUAACUGGAAGAUAUAUUCUUAACUUGUACCUUGAGAAUCUUCUCGAACAAUCAUAAUCAUAUUAAAAACUUGAAUUUUGCAUUCCCUUUUUGUAAAUUAUUUUCUUUUUGGCAUGACAGUCCAAAGAAGAUAAAUUAUUUAUCCCUUUAAUCUGUCUGCUGUGAGAAGAUAAAACAAUAAAUUCUCAGCCUACAAAUUGUCAGCCUAA
Phalaenopsis equestris is the source of this 663-nucleotide messenger RNA. RefSeq lists its product as uncharacterized. The transcript has 3 exons. Lineage: Eukaryota; Viridiplantae; Streptophyta; Magnoliopsida; Asparagales; Orchidaceae. The record is from RefSeq and is a predicted model, not a curated record. The coding region runs from base 170 to 511 and encodes 113 amino acids.